UAUGUUCUAGGUGCGGACAAUAGGUGCUUUCUUGAAAAUGGCGGGUCAGCUGAGAGCUUCUUCGUCAGUGAGGACAUCCCAGUUGGAUCUGUUAUUGGUACUGUCCGUCUGAUAGGAGAUCCAAGCGAGAGAGGGAACAUAGAGCUAAGACUGAAAGAGGUUGAUAGUCCCGUGGUCAUCUCACCGGGCACUAGCAAUCUCACAUUAACUAGAAAACUAGACAAAGAGGGUUUCGAGAUUCCAAUCAACAUAAGGGUGACCGAUGCUAAUGACAAUGCACCACAAUUUGUCAAUGCUCCUUACAUUCUCAACAUAUCUGAGGUAACAGUGGUUGGAACAAGAGUUCUACAGGGUGUGAAAGCAGUUGAUGCUGAUCAGCAAGGUCCCUAUUCAACAGUGCAGUACUCUGUACUUACAGGACCUCAUUCUGACUAUUUCGUUUUUGUGAACGCUCUAGAAGGAACUCUAGUACUGAGGAAGCCAUUGGACUACGAAGCUUUGUCGAAUUUUACCAUAGCAAUACGAGCUCAGGAUCAAGGCAACCCUCCACAAUACACAGAUACAGCACUCCAUGUCUAUGUGAUAGAUGCUGAUGACCAAAAUCCAAAAUUCCUAGAUGAUAGAUACAGCACGAUUGUACCCGACCAUGCUAAUAAGGGCACAAAUCUCCACAUACAACCCAGAGAAAUAUCAGCGUAUGACCAGGAUCUGGGAAUAAAUGCUCCCAUAUUCUACACCUUCAACUCAGUGGGUUCCGACUACAAAUACUUCGAGAUGGACAAGGAGAGUGGUAAAGUAGUGAUGAAGCGAAGUAUACCGGAUGAUGAGCUGUUACAACCUGUGACUCUGGUUGUGAAGGCAACCCAGUUCGAUAACCCAGACCGCUACGCUCUGACGACGUUAACAGUGAGUCGCCCUGGAACUUCGCUCCGGGAACUCCAGUUUCUCCAGACGCACUACUUGGCUGGAGUCCUGGAGAAUGUUCCUCUGAACAGUGUUCUACUCACUGUCAUCACUAACAGGCACCGGGAUAAGAGACUUAAAUACUGGCUGGACUAUCCAACAGAUAUGUUUGAUGUUACCUCCACUGGUGAUAUUGUCCUGAGACGUUCCCUGGAUUACGAGACUGAAGAAAAUUACGUUUUCCAGGUGUACGCUACUGAUGGAACAAUGAACGCAACUGCCAACGUGAACAUAUCAGUGCUUAACGUGAAUGACUGGGACCCGUUCCGAUAUCCUCAAUACGAGUUCUUCGUUCCCGAGAUCCCCAGGGAGAGAGGGGAAGUGCGAGAGGAUGAGGAGGGGGAAGCCGGCUUGAUGGUGGGGAAAGUAGAAGCGGCAGAUGGGGAUAGAGGGGAUUUUAUUACGCUCAGUUUGAGGGGACCUGCUGCAAGAAUGUUCACAAUCGACGACUCUGGAGAAAUUAGGAUCAAGGACCUGUCAGCUCUUAACAGCAGUACAGCUCAUCUAGUGGCAGUAGCUACUGAUAAUGGAAUUCCUCCUAGACAAGCUUCUGUACCAGUAAUAGUGCACCUACCUGAGGCGGUGAUAUGGCGAGCGGGCAAUGCGUGGGUGGGAGGGGCCAGUUUUAUUGUUAUGAUAGUUUUCGGAUCUAUUCUAUCAGUACUGGCACUUAUCAUUGUCAUACUCAUACUCUACAUUCAUAAACACAAAAAGCCGAAAUCCGGCAGCCGGGAGGGUAAAACUAACGGAAUAAUUGCAAACCAAAUAGAACCAGAGAAGUUACCCCCAAAUACCCGGAAUGAAGACACUUUCGCCCCUGGGGGCAAAAUUGAAAACCCCGUCUAUGGAACCGCAAAUUUGAGUCAUACCACACCUACAAUGCCGAGGGGGAGUUCGCCCUACACUGCUACUGUAAAAAGUAUAAUGGCUCGAAAUCCCCCAACAAGAUUACCACCCCAAGUCCUGCCACCAACCAAUAGCCGCAUGCAGAUCAUCACUGCUCACAACCCUCCCCCACCCCUGCAACACCACCCCAAAAAGCAGAAGGUGGCCCCCCUGCCGCCCCCAGGUACCCCCUUCCCGCACCCCGUCUCCUCCCCUGAUGACGCCGCGUCUUCCAACAAUAACCUCACACAGGGUGGAAAAGUGUCAUGGCCGAUGGGUUCUAUUCCAAGGAGGGUGAAAAAGCUAUCCUGGGAUGAUGAGAGUGAUAGUUCUAAUGCUGUUGGUACCAGGAGCAAGACUGAAAUGGACCCAGAUGUCAGCGUGACACCUCUGGGAGCCGAUUCUUUCAAGACGUCCGAUCAGAUGAAUUUGACGGUCUACUUCUGACGAAAAUCCAGCGCUAUUUUUCGUGAUCGAUUGUUGAAGUCGUCGAAAAGUAGCCAGAGGUUUUUCUUGCAUCGGAAAUGACAAAAUCAAUCAUUCAUGUGGAUAUAUACAUGUGCAUCUAUCAUGUGGAUACAUCAACAUGGAAAAUAUUCAUAUCACAAGAGUUUGAUGAGAGCUCUUUGCUGAGUGUUUUCUUCUUGAAGACACAGAGAAAUGAAAAGCUCCUAUCGAUUUUCUUGAGAUCAACGAUAAGGAAAAAGAACAAGAUGAAGGAGAAAGUGAAGAAGAGACAAUAAAAUACGUAAGGUAUAGAGUAAGGGUAGAAGUAAGGUAAUAUAAUAUCAUUGUUAAUCAAAGAUUUUGCUCUUUUAUUCCAGAAAGUGAUACUUUAUGUCACGAACGAUAUUACAUAAGUUAUAGUGUUACUGUUAAAGUUUUCUGUGAAGCAGAUUUCUGAUAAUAUUGUGGAGCAGAAUGCAGUAGCAGAAACAGAAGAUAAUAACAAGUAAAAGAUGGAAAUAGAAGGUGAAGGAAGAAAUAUGAAAAAGAAGAAGAAGAAUUGGUUGAAUAAUGAGUUGAGUUUAAAAUGGCACUCCAAACAGCAAUGACUGACAUCCAAGUGGGAGUGACUAUUCCAUGGCAGCCAAUGGCAGGCCAGUAUUGUUGUGUGAACAGCUCGACCAAUCAUGGAGCUGCUACAGAACUUUCUGGAAGCAUUUGAGAGAUCCAUGUCAGUUUUUGAUAUAUUUACCACGGACUCGAAGUACGUACCAUGUACUAUUUUACAGCAAGGUUUUCAAGAAGAAAUUGUGAGAUACUUAGUCUUUCAGCUCUUGAUGUAGUCACUGAAUUCAGUAUCUAGAAUUAAGAUCAGGCCUACAUGAGAUAUAAAAAGGAUUCUUUUAUCAACUAGUCUACCUAUGAUUUGUUGAAUUUCUAACGUAUACAACGAUAAUAAUCAACGAAUCUUUUGAAAUUUUAUGACUGAAUCAAUAAAUUACUGCUAUAUGCCUCUCCAUUCAUACAAUAUAACUGUUAUAAAGAUGAAAUAUGUUAUGACGAUCUAUUGUAUGGAUGCUUCCUCCAAUCAAAUUCGUGUGAUCUAUUGUAUUCAAUAAGAUAAUAUUAAUGACAAUCAUUAGCAGUGAUAGGUCCAAAUUUGAACUUAAUCCAUGAGUUGUUCAAAUGAUGAAUUGUAAGAUGACAGAAAGCUUAUUUGAUAUUACCUACAAAGACAAUAUUCAACCUUUGGAAUAUCAAUAAGUAUUUGUUCAAAAGUAUUAUGUAAGAUUAUAGAUUAUCUUUCAUGACUUGUAAAUAAUUCCGUUCAAAGUUAUAUUAUUAUUAAGUAAAAAUGAGUUGUAACUAUUGUUAGUUGAAUAUUUUUGGUCAUAAUUCAUCAGAUUGUGACCCGGUUGCACAACAGCCGGUUAAAUUUUAACCAUAAUUAAUUUCACGAGAACCAAUUUUAAAUCAGACAAGUCUUUUUUGAAAAGACAGCUUCUCUGAUUGGUUCUCGUGGAAUUAACCACGGUUAAGAUUUAACCGGCUUUUGUGCAACCGGCACUCUGACUCUUCAAGUCAUUUCCCAAUUUGUACAUAAAUAUAAAUUUAAGUAAGCAAUAGAAAUGUAUGAAGAAUCACUUAGAUAUUUAUCUGAGAAGAAUAACUAUUUUAAUAUAAUGUAAAUAUAAGUAUUAAUUAAAUUGAUAUGAUACUAUGUUACUAUAGUGAGGUCCACGCUAUAAUGACAGUAUUUGAUCAACUUUGGUUUUGCUAUCCUUGUCUAUCAUUCGACAAAGCCGAUGUUACUAUCCUUUUCUAGGUUCACAACGAUGCCAAUUAUGUUUUUGACAGUGUUGAAAUAUAAAUAAUUAAUGCAGAGAAUCGGCAUCGCUAUUCUUCUAUCUUUAUCCACUGCCAUUAUAACGUGGACCUCACUAUAGUUUUUUAAAAUAGGUGUAUUCUUAUGUCCAUUGUUUAGAUGUAAACCGUCUCUCAGUCAUACGAUGUUUUGAAGUAUUAUAAGAUUUGAACUCAGUAUUAUGUCUUCUUGGUUGUAAUUAAUUGAAUUUAUAAUGGUUAUUUAUUACUAGAAUCUUUGGAAUAUGAUGUACCUUGGUCAGGAUUCUAUAAUUUUCAAUGGCUAUUGCUGGACGAGGGUUUAUCGUAGCUAUUUCUAUUCAAACCGGAUCAUUUUUCUUUGAUUUUUAAGUUAUAGAUCAAUCAAGACUUCUCAGAUAUUCAUGACUUUUUCGAUAAAUUGAUAAUAAUAACAUCUCUGUAUUGAUAGAUGAAAUAUCACAUUUAUCAUCGACUAUAAUUUUCAACAUGGUUUGAUUAUUUAUUUGGUGAGAGUCAAGUACCUAUGAGAAAGAGAUAGCGCUAUCCACUUUGUUGAAUGACAGCCAAGGAUAGCAAUACUCCCUACACACAGAGAUUCUUAAUGAAUGAGAGAGUUGCAACGUACCGCCAACAAUGAAAAGAGCAUGUUGAACGAUAUCAGAGACUAUUCCUCAUAUUAAUUACUUAUCUAAUACAUUUCUGAUAUUGAUUAUUUCCAAUUAUUUUGUUCAUCAGCUAUGUAAAUUCACAAUUACUGAGCAAUCCUAUAUCCUCUUUAUUCUAUAUAUAACUUGGAUAUUUAUCUCUUUUCUGUAUAGGGCUACUUUCAUAGAAAUAGAAAGAAAAAGAAAAAUCUUAGUACCCUUUUUGAAAUAUUUAAUCAAAACAUGUUUCGGACAUUGAUGCCAUUUUCAAGUGAAAAUGGCAUUGACUUGAUGCCAUUGACUUGAAAAUGGCAUCAAUGUCCGAAACAUGUUGUGAUUAAAUAUUUCAUAAAGGGUACUAAGAUUUUUAUUUUUAUUUUUAUAACUUAGAUAUUUCAUCAUACAAUCUCCAUGAGCCAAAGACAUAUAUUUCUAUCAACUUUGGACCCAGAUCUAUCAAAAUUUGAAAUCAAUUUAUUUUUGCAUUUGUAAAUAAUAAGUAAGGAGACUGGUUUUGUAUUUCGAUGAUGUAUUUUUGUAACAUAACUUUGUGAAUAUAGUUGAAAUGAAAUUACGAUUUUUGGUACUA
Nilaparvata lugens (brown planthopper) is the source of this 5373-nucleotide messenger RNA. RefSeq names its product protocadherin Fat 4-like. Lineage: Eukaryota; Metazoa; Arthropoda; Insecta; Hemiptera; Delphacidae. Gene Ontology annotation, molecular function: calcium ion binding. The record is from RefSeq and is a predicted model, not a curated record. Gene Ontology annotation, biological process: homophilic cell-cell adhesion. Gene Ontology annotation, cellular component: plasma membrane.